GCAAAUCGAUAAGCAUCACUCUGCCAUUCCACGCCCACCAUGCCCAAGUCUAAGCGCCAGAAGGUCGUCCACCUGUCCAAGACGGACAAGAAGGGCAAGGAGCUCUCGCAGAAGCUCUUUGCCAAUGUCCAGGAGGCCGCCGACAACUUCCAGUUCAUCUUCGUCUUCGCCGUCGAGAACAUGCGCAACUCGUACCUGAAGGAAGUGCGCGCUGAGUUCUCCGAUAGCCGAUUCUUCUUUGGCAAGACCAAGGUCAUGGCGAAGGCGCUUGGCCAGACACCCGCCGAAGAGCACCUCACGAACCUCUCGAAACUAGCGCCCUACCUCGUCGGCAACGUUGGUCUCUUUUUCACUAACCGCGAGCCCGCGGAGGUCCUCGAAUACUUCUCCGCCUACUCGCAGACAGACUUUGCGCGCGCCGGUGUCACGGCCAACCAGACCUUCACAGUACCUGCGGGCGUCGUCUACUCCACAGGAGGACAGCAAGCGGCAGAAGACGACGUUGCGCUACCUCACAGCCAAGAGACGACGAUAAGAAAGUGGGGCAUGCCCACGAAGCUGGACAAGGGCAAGGUCGUGCUGGAUGCGCCGUAUACCGUCUGCAAGGAGGGCCAGGUGCUGAACAGCCACCAAACGGCGCUGCUGAAGAUGUUUGGCGUCGCGAUGGCCGAAUUCAAGAUCGAUAUGAAGGCGUACUACUCGACGGCUGCGGAGGACGUGACUGAAGUCAACGCGAUGGAGGAGUAACGCCUGUGCGCAUGGUACGAAGUGCAUUUACAUGGCGUUUUGGCGCAGGGCUGGAAAAGCUACAGUAUGCUAUAGUCUUCAGUGCGAGAUUUGCGCGCCCAAUAUACCCCUUUCAGAGGUUUUCCAGCCGCUCUCCACUCACAUGAUCAAGAUUCGCGAAGGAAGUUUCUCUAACUGUAGCACAAGGUCGAGCACUCGCCCACCAAACCUACACGCUGCCUCGGUCAUCGCAAACCACGAAACAGUGCACUGCCAGGCGAAUCGAAUCGAAACUUGUGAAAGCGAAACGCCUCGGAUGCCACUCCUCCGAUGGCUAUCCUCAAUUCGUUUCAGUUUGGUAGACAUGGCACGCUAGUGUCGACGCUGACAAGUGCUGGUGCAAGCACAACCCCAGCUGCGACUACGUAACUCAGACG
Messenger RNA from Paraphaeosphaeria sporulosa, 1163 nucleotides. RefSeq names its product mRNA turnover protein-like protein 4. Bases 40 to 747 code for a protein of 235 amino acids. The record is from RefSeq and is a predicted model, not a curated record. Gene Ontology annotation, biological process: ribosomal large subunit assembly; nuclear-transcribed mRNA catabolic process; rRNA processing. NCBI's taxonomy places the organism in Eukaryota, Fungi, Ascomycota, Dothideomycetes, Pleosporales, Didymosphaeriaceae. Gene Ontology annotation, cellular component: nucleolus; preribosome, large subunit precursor. Gene Ontology annotation, molecular function: RNA binding. The transcript is spliced from 2 exons.